AUGCUGAGGUCUGCUCUUCGUCCGAGCGUCUCUGCUACAACUGUGCGACACGAAUCCAGCAGCUGCCCGCGUCCUCGUACCACCGAGACCAAGCAAUGCUACAACUGCCAGGGUCUCGGCCACGUUCAGGCCGAUUGCCCUACGCUCCGUUUGAACGGUGCUAACGGCCGUUGCUACAAUUGCAGCCAGCCGGGCCACCUUGCCCGCAACUGCCCUGCCCCCGCUUCCGGUGCCGGUGCCCCUGCUGGCCGUGGUGUCGGUGCUCCUCGUGGUGGCUUCAACGGUGGUUUCCGCGGUGGAUACGGCGGUUACCCUCGCGCUGCCACUUGCUACAAGUGCGGUGGUCCCAACCACUUCGCUCGUGACUGCCAGGCUCAGGCCAUGAAGUGCUACGCUUGCGGCAAGCUUGGCCACAUCUCCCGUGACUGCACUGCUCCCAACGGUGGCCCCUUGAGCUCUGCUGGCAAGGUUUGCUACAAGUGCGCCCAGGCCGGUCACAUCUCUCGGGAUUGCCCCAACAACGAGGCCUCUGCUCAGCCUGCGGAUGCUAACGCUGCCGCCGCUGCUCAGGCCGCUCCUGCUGCUGCUGCCGUUGAGGCUGCAGAGGCCGCUCCCGUUGCGGCCGCCGCCCCCACGGCCGUUGCCUAA
Molecule: messenger RNA, 648 nt
Organism: Aspergillus melleus
Lineage: Eukaryota; Fungi; Ascomycota; Eurotiomycetes; Eurotiales; Aspergillaceae
Gene: gisB
Product: putative zinc knuckle nucleic acid binding protein
Exons: 6
Coding region: 1-648 (215 amino acids)
Biological process (GO): positive regulation of cytoplasmic translation
Cellular component (GO): cytoplasm
Molecular function (GO): single-stranded RNA binding; translation regulator activity; zinc ion binding
Source: RefSeq, a predicted model, not a curated record